AUGGCCGUCGGCAACAACGAAGACGUCGAAACAACCCCGGCCACGGAUCCGACGAUCAGUACCGUUGACUUUAAUCUCCAAAUUGGUGUCGAGGAGAUCCUCGUCGACGUUGACCCAGAUGUCUCCCUCGAGUUCCUCCAGAAGGCCGAGGCGCAUGCUGGCAAGCCGCCGCCGACAAGAGCACCCAAGGAAGCUCUUCUGCGCAUGCACAAUCGCUAUGUCGAGCAACAACGGAAGGCCAGUGAAGGAAAAGCCCCGCGAAUGGUGAAGAAAGUGGUCCUGGCUCUGGCCUAUCCGCCGUCAGGCAAGCCGAUUAAGGAUUUAUCCCCUAUCAGACUGGAUGAGCUUCUUGUAGAAACUCACCACGAAGACAAAUACCUGGUCGUCAAAGCGAUCUCUCCGCCUUACCAAGGUGCUGGGACGAUCACCGUGGUCGAAGACGAGCAUGGAAAUGUUGACAAGCUGGCGUUGUACAACCAAAGCACCUCCAACAUCCUUCAGUCCAUCCCAGAAGGAACCAUCGUUCUUAUCAAAGAACCGUACUACAAAUUCAGCGGGGAAAAUGAUUAUAUGCUUUGCGUCGAUCACCCAUCAGACAUCAUCAGGCUCCAGCAAGGCCGAGAUGAAUCCCUGAUACCAACUCCAUGGAGAGAGCCACAUGAGACCCGCGAGGCGGUGGACUGGGGAACUGCAGGUGACAGAGCCUUCAUGUCCAAGGAACUUCCGUUGGCGGCUGAAAACUAUACAAAGGCUCUCGAAGUGGCAGGUGACGCCGACCACUCCUUCCGGAGCAGCAUUUUCUUGAAACGUGCUAGCAUAAAUCUCACUCUCAAACGCUUCGAUGACGCAUUCUCAGACGCUCUUGCCGCGAUUGGAGGUUCCUCGGACUGGAAGGUUUACUUCCUUGCAGCGAGAGCUUCAUACGAACUUACCGACUUCCAAACAAGCAAGCAACACUUAGACUCCGCUCUUGCCCUCAAGCCACCGACGUCCAACGUGGAGAAGGAAUACGAACGAUGUCUUGCACGACUAGAAGAGGAGAAAGGCGUCUACAACUUUCCCGACAUGGCCAAAGACGUCACCCCAGAGAAUAUCCACAUCGACCGCGCCAGCUUCUUUUCAAGGACCGAGAUUAGAGACUCACCACACCAUGGGCGAGGUCUGUUCGCAACGGAGGAUAUCAAGGCGGGCGAGCUUGUCUUCGCGGAGAAGGCGACCAGCGUGCCCAACGAGUUCAACCCAGAGCACAACUCUGCUGCUGCAUAUGCCCAACUCAUCGAGCUCUGCGCAGACAAUCCCACCAUGCAUAAGAAGGUUCUCGAUCUCUAUGGUGGGACAUACAAGCGAUCCGGACUAGAAGGGACCGAAGUCGACGGCAAGCCUAUCAUCGACGUCUUCCUUCUCGAGUCGAUCCGAAGAAAGAACUGCUUCAGCGGUGCACACGUCUCUGCACAGGCCGCAAACGGGGAGUGGAACAUGUGGAAGGAUGGCAUGUCGCGCGGGCUUUGGGUGUACUCAGCUUAUGCCAACCACUCCUGCCUUCCAAACUGCAACCGGUCUUUUGUCGGAGACAUGCUUUUCGUCAGAGCUACCGUGGAUAUCCCGAAGGGCACAGAGAUUACGCACAUCUAUCUCCCGCCUAAAGCCGCGUUUCUUCUCCGUGUGCCGCAGUUCCGGAGGACGUGGGGCUUCGAGUGCAGCUGCGAUCUUUGUGACGGGGAGGCCAAAUCGCCAUUGGAGCAACACAAGAAGCGCGUCUCAGCGCUAGCUGAGUUGCAACGCACGAUCAAGAAGAAGAACCCGGUGAAGUUCCACCCCGACGCGACGAUUCGGCAGAUUGAGAGGAUGGCUGGCAAGCUCGCCGCUCUCCACGAACCCGAAGUCUACGACGAGUUGAAGUUGCCGAGGUUGAUGCUCGUCUGGCCGACGAUGUGGCUUAUCGAGGCGUUGUAUACGAGGAAGCAGUGGGCCAAGGUCAUCAAAUGGGGCAACGAGGUCUUCCGCAACUUUGGGUUCGUUGAGCCGGUUCGUGGGGAGAGGUUGUGGAUGUACAAGAACACGCAGGCCGUGACCACCUUUGAGGUCAUCAAGGCAUUGAAGUUGACUGCAGACGCAUACGAUGCUACUGGUCAAGGGGACUUGGCGAGAGACUGCAGAGAUGCGGCUAGAACCGGGCUGGUCUGUAUGGUGGGUUGGGUGACGGACGAGAGUUUUGAGGCGUUUAGAUAA
Messenger RNA from Colletotrichum chrysophilum, 2229 nucleotides. RefSeq lists its product as uncharacterized. The coding region runs from base 1 to 2229 and encodes 742 amino acids. NCBI's taxonomy places the organism in Eukaryota, Fungi, Ascomycota, Sordariomycetes, Glomerellales, Glomerellaceae. The record is from RefSeq and is a predicted model, not a curated record. The transcript is spliced from 3 exons. Gene Ontology annotation, molecular function: protein binding.